UUGGUCGAGCAGUCUCCGGCGGAGUAUGGUCUCGUCCGGAUCUCUCGUCGCACGACCGGAGGCUCGACUUACACAUACGAUGAAUCCGCAGGCGCUGGCUCCACCGUGUAUGUUAUUGAUACUGGAGUCAACACUGCCCACGAGGAUUUCGGCGGACGUGCGGUUGUUGGAGCAAGCUUUGUCCUGUUGGAGCCGAAGACUGAUCUCAACGGACAUGGCACUCACUGCUCCGGUACCGUCGCCGGCUCAACAUACGGCGUCGCGAAGAAGGCGAACAUCAUCGGGGUCAAGGUUCUGGGUGCUCUCGGGACUGGUCUUAAUUCCGGUGUGCUCGCCGGCAUCGAUUGGGCCAUCAACGACGCUCGGCAGAAAGGCCGAACUGCUCGUUCUGUCAUCUCCAUGUCUCUCGGAGGUGGCUUCUCCCAGACCACGAACGAUGCAGUUGCAGCAGCCGUGGAUGCCGGUGUCUUCACUGUGGUCGCAGCUGGCAACGAUGGUGCUGAUGCCAGUCAAACAUCACCGGCUUCGGAGCCAUUUGUCUUCACGGUUGGUGCGACGGAUCGCAACGACAAUCGUGCAAGCUUCAGCAAUUUUGGCCCGGUCGUGGAUAUCUUCGCUCCUGGUACUGCAACGAAUACCAUCUCGGGUACGUCAAUGGCUUGUCCGCAUGUCGCUGGUCUCGCUGCCUAUAUCAUCGGUCUUGAGGGAACGCGCACUCCCGCUGCUUUGGGGGAGCGUUUGAUCGAGCUUGCGACGAAGGAUGUCAUUGUGGCCGCUGGCGCGGGCAGUCCAAAUGCUCUCGCGUACAACGGU
Zymoseptoria tritici IPO323 is the source of this 813-nucleotide messenger RNA. RefSeq names its product subtilisin-like protease (gene MgSPR6). The record is from RefSeq and is a predicted model, not a curated record. The annotation marks the transcript as partial. Gene Ontology annotation, molecular function: serine-type endopeptidase activity. NCBI's taxonomy places the organism in Eukaryota, Fungi, Ascomycota, Dothideomycetes, Mycosphaerellales, Mycosphaerellaceae. The transcript has 4 exons. Gene Ontology annotation, biological process: proteolysis.